Molecule: messenger RNA, 1419 nt
Organism: Gadus macrocephalus (Pacific cod)
Lineage: Eukaryota; Metazoa; Chordata; Actinopteri; Gadiformes; Gadidae
Product: zonadhesin-like
Exons: 4
Coding region: 1-1272 (423 amino acids)
Source: RefSeq, a predicted model, not a curated record
AUGGAGGGGUCGGAGCCAGGAGGGAGCGGGUACGACCGCCGAAGGACAGAGUGCCAGCAGGCCGAUCCAGUCAUAACCAUCACCAAGGUCCCGAUAGUCAUCAUAAAAGUCAUCACCAUCACCAAGGUCAACAAGGUCCUGAUAGUCAUCAUAAAAGUCAUCACCAUCACCAAGGUCCUGAUAGUCAUCAUAAAAGUCAUCACCAUCACCAAGGUCAACAAGGUCCUGAUAGUCAUCAUAAAAGUCAUCACCAUCACCAAGGUCAACAAGGUCCAGAUAGUCAUCAUAAAAGUCAUCACCAUCACCAAGGUCAACAAGGUCCUGAUAGUCAUCAUAAAAGUCAUCACCAUCACCAAGGUCCUGAUAGUCAUCACCAAAGUCAGCACCAUCACCAAGGCCAACAACAUCCUCAUUGUAAUCACUAAGGUCAACAACAUCCCCAUUCGCAUCACCAAGGCCAACAACAUCCCCAUUGUCAUCACCAAGGCCAACAACAUCCCCAUUGUCAUCACCAAGGUCAACAACAUCCCCAUUGUCAUCACCAAGGUCAACAACAUCCCCAUUGUCAUCACCAAGGUCAACAACAUCCCCAUUGUCAUCACCAAAGUCAGCCCCAUCCCCAUUGUCAUCACCAAAGUCAGCCCCAUCCCCAUUGUCAUCACCAAAGUCAGCCCCAUCCCCAUUGUCAUCACCAAAGUCAGCACCAUCCCCAUUGUCAUCACCAAAGUCAGCACCAUCCCCAUUGUCAUCACCAAAGUCAACAACAUCCCCAUUGUCAUCACCAAAGUCAGCACCAUCACCAAGGUCAACAACAUCCCCAUUGUCAUCACCAAAGUCAACAACAUCCCCAUUGUCAUCACCAAAGUCAGCACCAUCACCAAGGUCAACAACAUCCCCAUUGUCAUCACCAAAGUCAGCCCCAUCCCCAUUGUCAUCACCAAAGUCAGCCCCAUCCCCAUUGUCAUCACCAAAGUCAACAACAUCCCCAUUGUCAUCACCAAAGUCAGCACCAUCACCAAGGUCAACAACAUCCCCAUUGUCAUCACCAAAGUCAGCCCCAUCCCCAUUGUCAUCACCAAAGUCAGCACCAUAAUCCCCAUCACCAUCAGCAUCAUCAGGGCAAGAGGGGGUGGGUAUGUCUCUAUUUUUAUCACUGCACUUGGCAGAGGCACGGUCACCAUGAAACUCAAGACUCCAGGACUUGUUGUUCCUUCCAAGCCUGCUGUCAUCACUCCCUCCUCUCCUUGUAGUUUCUCUGUAUGUCACUCCUAAAGAAACCUCUCCUUUCCACUCUACCUCCCAGUAACAGCGGCCAGUCAGAACCUCUCUACACAACACCUGGCUAGAGGAGUCAAGUUCCUCUGGGUGAUCAGCAUAUGACUGCUUCUCCUCCACCUCUGUCACCUUUGUGUUGUCUUU